AUAUUCCGCUAUGGGGAUAGUUAAUCUGUCGAUUAUAAGCUAUAUUUAGUUAGAUAUACAGUUCAUUAGGCUGCUUCUGAACACGAUGAAUUUUUUUUAUUUCACCAUUGUAAGUAUAAUCGAUUGUAUUUCGAAUUCUUCAGUUUAAAAAUAUGAAACUCGCGGAAGAUUUGCGCUGGACAUGCGAGAUUAGCGUCUUAGUUUCUCUGAUAAAGCAGAGUGAGAAAGGUCCGUUUUACUCGCGAUUAAAGUUUGGAUAGUACUUACCGAAAGAGGUGGUAAUAUUGUAUUUACAUAUUGUAUUACGUAUUCUUUUAUCAUUUGCUCGUAAUUUGCAUAAAUAUUAAAUAGUUGACGUCGUCUUGACGUUGUCCACGUUUCAGUCUCUCAAAUGCCACGCAAAUUUGUGAACGUAUGCUUUCGUUUAAAAUACGAUAAUAUCACAUAUUUUGAUAGAAAAUACAUGUAAUAACAUUAUUACAGAACACAGAUUGGAAAGUAAAAGAUAAUUUUUGCUUGGAAAUAUAUUUUCUAUUGGUACAUCACGUGUAACGAAUUUAAUAAAAUAAUGUAAUGUAAAGAAUAUGCAGGAGUAUUUUUGUUUAGAAAAACAAUGAUUUUUUUGUUUUAUGUUUCAGAAGUAUCUUUGACAUGGAGCUUAAAUGUAAAGUACAAACUUAUGACUGGGGAAGAUAUGGUAUUGAUAGUAUUGUGGCAACGUUAAUGAAAUCUUCCAACUCAGAGUUUGCACUAGAUGAAAAAAAACCAUAUGCUGAACUGUGGAUAGGUACUCAUCCUAAUGGGCCAUCAUAUAUGAAAGAUUUAAAUAUAUCGUUGGAAGAGUACAUAAAACAAAAUAGUGAUGUGUUAGGAAAUGAUGCUCAGAAAGUAUUUGGUCAUCAUUUGCCAUUUCUCUUUAAAGUGUUGUCUGUGAAUAAAGCACUAUCUAUUCAAGCACAUCCAGAUAAGGAAAAAGCGAAGCAAUUGCAUCAGCAAUAUCCUACUAUUUACAAAGAUGCAAACCAUAAACCAGAACUUGCAAUAGCAUUAACACCUUUUGAGGCUCUUUGUGGUUUCCGUCCAAUCAGAGAUAUACAAGAGUUUCUAAAAAUUCUGCCUGAAUUGCGUGCUGUAAUAGGAGUAGAUAAAGUAUUUAAAUUUAUGACAACGGAUGAUGCAGAUGACACAGAAGCAUUGAAAACAUGUUUUCACAGUCUCAUGACUUGUGAUUCUGGAUUAAUAGCUUUGCAACUUAGGAAAUUGCUUGAUAGACUGUCAAAUUUGGAUGAAUCUUUAAGACAAACUUUACAUGCUAGUUUGUUAGAAAGACUGUAUUCAGAUUUUCCAGGAGAUGUAGGAUGUUUCGGCAUUUAUUUUUUCAACUUUAUAACGAUGCAGCCUGGUGAAGCAAUAUAUCUUCCACCAAAUGAACCACAUGCAUAUCUUUCUGGUGAUUGCAUUGAAUGUAUGGCAUGCUCUGAUAAUGUAGUGCGCGCAGGAUUAACUCCUAAACUAAAAGAUGUGCCAACGUUAAUUGAAAUGUUAAAAUAUACUUGCGAACCAAUUUCUGCAAAAAGAUUUCAACCUUCUCGUGAGGAUGAAUGUACGGAAGUAUUUCGUCCUUCUGUACCAGAUUUUGCUGUUGCCAAAAUAACAAUUCCUCCAGGAAGACCAUCAUACAAUAUAAUUCCAAGAAAUACGGCUAGCGUUUUAAUAAUCGUAAAUGGGAAAGGUGAAAUUUCACCGUCAAAGAUCCUUCAUCGAGGUUCUGUCGUAUUUAUUCCGGCGAAUCAAAAAGUCGGGAUCAAAGUCUUAUGUGGAUGUCAUCCGAUGUUGAUGUUCCAACCUUUUAUUAACGUU
Heterotrigona itama is the source of this 1860-nucleotide messenger RNA. The record is from the annotation of a GenBank genome assembly. NCBI's taxonomy places the organism in Eukaryota, Metazoa, Arthropoda, Insecta, Hymenoptera, Apidae.